UUUAAAGGUGUAGCAUUCUAGAUAUGAAUAAACAUUUUUGGGAACAUUAUCGCAAAUAAAAUAUAAAAACAUCAAGCAAACUAUAUUACACAUCUUCAACAAACAUAUCCCGCAGACUGAGUGCGAUUGCAAUUUUCCACGAAGCAGGGACAUGAACCAGCAACUGUUACUCCAGCAGCAGCAGCAACAGCAGCGGCGACGCCAAUCGUUACUGACCAAAAGUGUCCAGGAAGAACAUUUGAUCCAGCAAGUUAAGCUGCGGCCGGUUCUGUACGACAAAUCGCUCAAGGCAUACCGGAAACCCGGGGCAACAGACUGUGCAUGGGCGGAAAUCGCGAGUGCGCUUGGAGUGCAAGUUGACAACUGUAAGAAAAGAUGGAAGAGUUUGCGCGAUACUUUCAUAAAAUAUUUUCGUCAGGAAAUUUUGGCUACUCCGGGAUCCAAGCGAAAGAAAUGGGUAUAUUACGAGCACAUGAACUUCCUGCGGAACCAUGUUGAGCUUUACGGUAUUUCCGAGACAGACUCAACUAGCGACAAAGAAACGGUUACUUCCGAUGACGCUCAAAUCAUUCAUAUUGCCGAAUUCGUAACUGAACAAGUUAACAUCGAAAAUAGUGUGGGCGAACAGUUUGAUGACAAUCAAACAGAGUAUGUAUACGAAGAAGUAGAAGAAGGUUCUCCGGUCGCGUACGCACUUGACGCGAAACAAGUAUUCGUAGAAACAGCGAGUCCCGAUCCGUCUGUGGAAGCUACGGUAACAGGAAUGACCACCGUGACACAUAAUGAUUUGGAUAUAUCGCAGGAUGAUGACAACAGUGAUAAUGUGCCAUUUUUAGACCACAUCAGCGAGGAAGUUAAACUCACAAAUACGAAUACGACGUCGACAAUUAGCGAUCCAGACGAGAGGUUUCUACUGAGCUGUGCACCAGUGCUGAAAAGGCUUUCGGCAAGGAAAAAUGCACUCGUGAAGCUUCGAAUCCAACAGCUACUUUACGAGGUUGAAUUCGGUGACCUGGAUAAGGUCUCGGAUCGUGGCAGGGGGAACAACUAGGGGGCUACCAGGUUAGCGAAACUAUUUUUAAGCCAAUCUGAAAGAGCUUUUGUUCAAAAUGAAAGCGUUUAACAGUCAUCGAUUUGUGUAUAUUUGAUACAAAUCCUACAGUUAUAUCGUUUUCCUAUGUUAAAGUAUCAAUUACAUUAUCUGGGAAUUGACUUUAGAGAUUCGCGUUGUAUUGAAAUAAUUUAUGUCAAAUAAUUUGUACUGGCCGAGAAAAACAGAGAGCGUUCAUCUAUUAUUUUCAAGAUAAAUGGCUAAGUGAAAGAAAAAAAAAUCCCUGGGAAAAAGUAUUGCUACAGUGAAUCGUGGCAUUUAUGAUUAAAUACUGCGAAAAGGCUGUGAAAAAAAUAAACGAGGUAAAAUAAAAAGGGUAGUGCCAACUAUAUAA
Messenger RNA from Wyeomyia smithii (pitcher-plant mosquito), 1445 nucleotides. RefSeq names its product transcription factor Adf-1-like. Gene Ontology annotation, cellular component: nucleus; transcription regulator complex. Gene Ontology annotation, molecular function: DNA binding. The record is from RefSeq and is a predicted model, not a curated record. The coding region runs from base 152 to 1051 and encodes 299 amino acids. Gene Ontology annotation, biological process: regulation of transcription by RNA polymerase II. NCBI's taxonomy places the organism in Eukaryota, Metazoa, Arthropoda, Insecta, Diptera, Culicidae. The transcript is spliced from 3 exons.